GCCGAAUGGCCUAUUUCUGCUGGUGGGACGGAUGAACACGGCUUUCUCUACAUCUGUCUCUACGACUGUGUUUCAGGUCUACUCCAGCGGCGACCUGCACCACUUUGUCGACGGCUUUGACGAGAGCAAGAGCAACUGGAUGCGGUACGUGAACCCCACCCGCUCGAAGCAAGAGCAGUGCCUGGCCGCGUGUCAGAAUGGGAUGGACAUCUACUUCUACACGGUGAAGGCCAUCCCCGCCAACCAGGAGCUCCUGGUCUGGUACUGCAGCGAGUUUGCCGAACGCCUCCACUACCCAGCCUCCGAUGACCUGAUGAUGAUCAAGCUGAAGUGCAUCAAUCUGCCGAAGAUUGAGGACCUACAUGGGAAAUGGCAGCACAGUCCAGGAGUCCCACCCAGCGAGCAUCGAGGGAAGGUGUACCCGACGGAAGGGAGCGGGGCGAUGAAGGACGACGCCGUGAUGCGCCGAGCUCACGUUGGCGGGGAACACCCGAGCAAGGACGCCCAUCCCAAGGCGGCUCCCGGGAAGGAGAUGGAGCACAUCAGCAAGAAGCACAGCCCCGAGCGGACAUUCCUCCCUCGUGUUGUCUACCCGUUGAGACCGGAGGACUACGGCGCGGAGAGGCGGGGUUACGCCAAGCGGUCCCCGCUACAGUCGUCGCUCACCUCCAGCCCAUCGUCCCGGAGCAGCCCGGAUCACAGCUUCAAGAGCCUGACUCCGCACAGCAGCCCAGAGUCCCACCUCCCGCCCCUCAUCCCGUCCACGGGGGAACGCAAGCAGAUGUUCCCGUUCUUGACCGGGCCCUACAACCGAGAAGGCUUGGGGUCCCUCCCGCCCUUCCCUCCUCCUCCCCACCUGCCCUUCCUUCACACCUACGGGCCGGUCAGCGGGCAGUACUCCAGGUUCAUGCUGCCGCACUACCCGCUGGGCUGCCACGGGCCCAACUCCUUGGCCGGCGUGGGCAACCUGGGCCUCCUGCCCCGGGUCUACCCGUUCUACGGCGGCUUCCCCCACCACGUCUUCGGCCAGUCCGCGCCGCUGGCCGCCUCCGCCGACGGGGCGCGCCGGCUCCUGCUGGCCCCCGAGCGGCCGAGGGACUUCCUGGUUCCCGCCCGCAACAGCGCCUUCACCGCCGCCGGCCACGCCGGAAAAGACGGGACCCCCGACCGCGGGGACGCUUCGCCGCGCGCCGGCAUCGCAGCCGCCGCACACUCUGAUCAACCGGCCGCUCAACCCGCACCUACCUCAGCCGGCCUGGGCAACGGCCACGGCCACGGCCAUGAACGCUCGGAAGAGGCCAUGAAUCUCAUGAAACCAAAGAGGAACCUCACCGGGUACAAGACUCUCCCUUACCCCCUAAAGAAGCAGAACGGCAAGAUUAAGUACGAGUGUAAUGUCUGCUACAAGACCUUCGGCCAGCUGUCAAACCUUAAGGUCCAUCUGCGGGUACACAGUGGAGAACGGCCCUUCAAGUGUCAGACGUGCAGUAAAGGCUUCACACAACUGGCCCACCUACAGAAGCACUAUCUUGUUCACACUGGGGAGAAGCCACACGAAUGCCAGGUGUGUCGCAAGAGGUUUAGCAGUACCAGCAACCUGAAGACUCACCUGCGCCUACACUCGGGGGAGAAGCCGUACCAGUGCAAGCUGUGCCCGGCCAAGUUCACCCAGUUUGUCCACCUGAAGCUGCACAAGCGCCUUCACACCAGGGAGCGCCCGCACAAGUGCCUCCAGUGCCACAAGACCUACAUCCACCACUGCAGCCUGAAGGCCCACCUGAGGGGCAACUGCCCCAUGGCCCCCGCACCGGGCCGCUCGCUGGAGGACCUCCACCGCUUCAACGAGGAGAUCAACAGUUUCGACAUCAGCGACGGGGCCGACAAGCUGGACGAGAUGGGCCAGGGGGACGAGGUGGGCUCCACGGUGGAGAGGCAGAUCUUCUCCAUGCUGAGGAGGGAGGUGGACGAGGCCACGUACCAGAGGGGGCUCAUGGCCCCCGGGUGCAACCUGUACGAGAGGCUCGACUCUUCGGUCAUGAAAAUGGCGCACGGCAGCCCGCGGCCCCUGGUGCCCAUCAAGGUCAAGCAGGAAAGCAUGGAAGCCACGGCCUCUUGAGAUCCAAGCCAACCUCAUCUCAGGCACAAAGCGUUUAUGACUCAGGAGAACCAAGCCUGCUUGGAACUUUCAAAUGUACAUAGAUCUCCACACCGGAAAAAAAAACUGCAGGGUGGACUGACUGAUCUUGUGUUGGGGUUGUCCUCAGUCCCCAGUAGAAGGGGCCUCAAGGCAUUCAUCUCAGGGUAUCCUCACUGAAGUAUUUGACACCGACAAGCCUUACACCAAAGGGGGAAGAAAAAAUGCUCGAGGACAAUCAUUUUCAGCAGAAUUAUUUUUCCAAGAAUAGUCCGUAAUUUAUUAUGCAAUUGACUCUGUUAUGCAAUACCCGAAGAAUCUUGCUUACAGUGACUUGAAAUUAGUCAUUGUAAUCGCAUGUGGAAAUGUUGUAUGUUUGGAUUCUCUCUGUUGCCAUUCUCUUUAUAGUUUCUUUACACUGGGCUUGGAUUUUU
Amblyraja radiata (thorny skate) is the source of this 2568-nucleotide messenger RNA. RefSeq names its product PR domain containing 1a, with ZNF domain (gene prdm1a). Lineage: Eukaryota; Metazoa; Chordata; Chondrichthyes; Rajiformes; Rajidae. The transcript has 5 exons. Gene Ontology annotation, molecular function: protein binding; DNA-binding transcription repressor activity, RNA polymerase II-specific; RNA polymerase II cis-regulatory region sequence-specific DNA binding. Gene Ontology annotation, biological process: cell fate commitment; regulation of transcription by RNA polymerase II. The coding region runs from base 32 to 2116 and encodes 694 amino acids. Gene Ontology annotation, cellular component: cytoplasm; nucleus. The record is from RefSeq and is a predicted model, not a curated record.